CACCAACAAUGGCGGCCUUCUAUAAGAGUCGCCGCCCUUCUGAGCGUUGGCUGACAAAACUCUCAUAAGCGUGUGUGGGCCGACCCGACUUCUAUCUCCGUUCUUUUGCUCGUCCGACGCCGAAACCUUCGUCCUAAAGCCGCGACACCUUACAAGUAUCGCCAUUCCUUAUACCCACCUACGCACUCCUUCUUACCACCUACACCAUGACCACCACUUCCGCCGUCAACGGCCACGUCAAUGCCAAUGGCACCGCGCAUCCCGCCUUCGACCCCAUCCCGGACGUGAUAGCAGCAUUCGGACGCGGCGACUUCGUCAUCGUGCUGGACUCGCCAUCGCGGGAAAACGAAGGCGACCUGAUCAUCGCGGCGUCAGCGCUGACACCCGAAAAAGCCGCCUUCAUGAUCCGGUACACGUCGGGGUACCUGUGCGCGCCGGUGCUGCCGUCGCGGGCAGCCAAGCUGCAGCUGCCGCAGAUGGUCGACGACAACGCCGACCCCAACCGCACCGCCUACUGCGUGUCUGUGGACGCCGCGGCCGCGCACGGCAUCAGCACGGGCAUCUCGGCCGCGGACCGCGCGACGACGUGCCGCCUGCUUGCCGACGCGAAUACCACGGCUGCGGACUUUAGGCGCCCCGGACACAUCUUGCCGUUGCAGGCGCGCGCCGGCGGCGUGCGUGAGCGGAGGGGUCACACUGAGGCCGCCACCGAGCUGUGCCGUCUCGCGAAGCUCCCCGAGGUCGGCGUCAUCUGCGAGAUGAUUACGGAUGGCGACGAGGUGGAGGGCAAGGCUGAGCGCCCGGGCGCCGGCAUGAUGCGCCGCGAUGACUGUUUGGCGUUUGGCAAGAAGUGGGGCAUUACGGUCUGCACGAUUGAGGACAUGGUGCGCUAUGUCGAGGCGACGGAAGGGAAGCUGGAUGUUGAGGGCGUGGACUACUAGGCCGCGGACUACUAGGCCGCGGACUACUAGGUCCUGAACUACAAGUCCCAGGGAGCAUAUCCAACACACAUGAACACAAACACAGACACACAAACAUACACACAGACGGCGACGCCGCCAGCCCGCCGCCCCCGCGAUACCACCACCACCUCCACCUCCUCUAUCUAUCUAUAUACAAAGAAAGCACCAUACACACCACCUCGAAAAUAGAACCGGGCACCGGCGCUGUAGCAUAGCAUCUUGAAUAGCAAAUGUACAUGUACAAUAUUUCCUUACCGGGGAGUCGAGCACGGGAGUGUUGAACGGGCGUGGAAGCUGCUGCGUGGAAGGAUAGCAGCGGCGGUUCGUCCUGGACCUGUGUAAAAAAAA
Messenger RNA from Aplosporella prunicola CBS 121167, 1310 nucleotides. RefSeq lists its product as uncharacterized. The coding region runs from base 207 to 941 and encodes 244 amino acids. Gene Ontology annotation, molecular function: 3,4-dihydroxy-2-butanone-4-phosphate synthase activity. The transcript is spliced from 2 exons. The record is from RefSeq and is a predicted model, not a curated record. Lineage: Eukaryota; Fungi; Ascomycota; Dothideomycetes; Botryosphaeriales; Aplosporellaceae. Gene Ontology annotation, cellular component: cytosol; mitochondrial intermembrane space. Gene Ontology annotation, biological process: aerobic respiration; riboflavin biosynthetic process.